Messenger RNA from Eurytemora carolleeae, 1201 nucleotides. RefSeq names its product putative methyltransferase C9orf114. The transcript has 14 exons. The record is from RefSeq and is a predicted model, not a curated record. NCBI's taxonomy places the organism in Eukaryota, Metazoa, Arthropoda, Copepoda, Calanoida, Temoridae. Bases 66 to 1151 code for a protein of 361 amino acids.
AUUAAUAUUUUUCAUUUUUGUUCUGAAUACUCAGUUUAUUUAGUUUCUUAUAAUUUUCAGAUAAAAUGGAAAAGCAUAAAAUUUUACCAACCAAGGAGUUGAAGAGACUGAAGAAGGAGAAGAAAGAGCGGACUGCUGAGAAAAUAAUUAAAAACCUGGAGAGAAGAGAACUUAUGAAAUCUGUUGCUUCGAACUCCGCUAAACCUGUUCCAAAAAAUAUUAUCAGUGAGUUAAGUUCAGACGUGAAAGGAAGAAAUUAUACUAUAAGUAUUGCUGUUCCUGGUUCUAUCCUGGACAAUGCACAAACCCCUGAACUGAGAACAUACUUAGCUGGUCAGGUUGCCCGGGCCGCUGCAGUGUUUAGUGUUGAUGAAGUUGUUGUUUACGAUGACGAAGGAGUAAAAGAUAAAAUUAACAGUGACCUCGUAGUAAAGAAGUCUCGUGGUUGUGAACAGUUAUCAAAGAUACUUCAGUACCUUGAGUGCCCUCAAUAUCUUAGAAAGCAUUUUUUCCCAAUCCACAAGGAUCUCCAGUUCGCUGGGGUACUCAAUCCUACUGAUAUGCCACAUCAUCUCAGAACUCAAGAGUCUAGCUUAUACAGAGAAGGAAUAGUAACGGAUAGACCAGCCAAAGAAGGAUCCUGCUUUGUCAAUAUUGGACUCAAAGGGGAUUGUAUGAUUAAGCGUAGUAUAAAGCCUGGAAUGAGGGUAACUGUCAGAUUAAGUGAUGACUAUGAAUGGGAUAAGAAGUUAUCUGGUAAAGUUGUAUCUCCAAGUGAACCUAGAACUAAAGCAGGAUUGUACUGGGGAUACACUGUAAGAAUAGCAAAAGAUCUUUCAAGUGUUCUAACAGGAUGUCCUUUCCCAGAUGGUUACGAUCUUACUCUUGGAACUUCAGAGAAGGGAACUGAUGUUGAUGAUUGUACACUGCCUGAGUUUAAACAUCUUCUAAUUGUGUUUGGUGGGGUUGGAGGAAUAGAGGCAGCCUUAGAGGUUGAUGAACAGUUGCAAGUAAAUGAUCCAAAAGAUCUGUUUGAUCAGUAUAUAAAUACAUGUCCAAGUCAGGGUUCUAGAACAAUACGAAGUGAGGAGGCAAUACUGAUCACCAUGGCAACCUUGAGACACAAGAUAUCUGCAGCUGUAGGAUCCUGACAGAUUCAUUGAUUGAUUGAUUGAUUGAUAUUUUUGUUAAUUUUUCCAGA